AGUGAAGUUGAUUGUAUUGCCUACAAGACAAUGGUGAUCCGAACUGCCUUAGCCUUCUCGAGAUGUUAGCUUCUAAGCCCCCACCGUAUAUUACUACGUGUUUCGAUAUUUUCGUGUCUGGACUUGAUCUUGACAAAGCACACCAAGAGAAGCUGGACGCAUUUCUGGAAAAUGAGUUGUCGAAGCAAUACUCUAUCCACCCGGAGGAGAAACACAUGUUGUUGUAUCUCUGUGGUCUUGCCCAUGACAGCAAGGAUCAAGGGGGCCCACUCCCAAACUCCUCGUUCCUCCUUCUACAUAAUUUCAACGACUGGCUUAUCAAGAAUAUGGGUGAAGAAAUGGAUGCUGCAACGGCAAUGUUGAGAUUAUCGGCUUUGGUCUCCUUCGAACGGAUUGUCCCCAUUACUGAGACCUGUCCGAAACCGGAUUCUUGGCUGGCUAAAUUUGCCGAGCUCAUAAAGGAUGGGAUCGGAUGGAUACCAACAAAGGAACGACCAAUUUAUGGCUACACUCCAACAUACCAACAUAUGGGCCAUGCCCUUCUUCGUGUUGCCAAUGCAGAAGACCUAAACUACAUCCAUCCCAUCUUUAACAGCGAGGAUCGCCCCUGUGACGAUGGAGAGGCUUGCCAGUCGUGGCUGAACGGAGAAUACUGGAGGCGGAGGAUUCUCGAACGGCAAAGCCACCAAGAGGUACAGAGAGCGAUGGCCAUGAUGGAGCUCGAGCAGCAAUAGUCUGAAAGUAGCAAGGAAACAUCGCCCGGCACACACUGCUUGUGUCAAAAUUGAGGUACUGUGCCCAUUUGACCGUGACCGUGUA
Messenger RNA from Canariomyces notabilis, 819 nucleotides. RefSeq lists its product as uncharacterized. NCBI's taxonomy places the organism in Eukaryota, Fungi, Ascomycota, Sordariomycetes, Sordariales, Chaetomiaceae. The transcript is spliced from 2 exons. The coding region runs from base 63 to 734 and encodes 223 amino acids. The record is from RefSeq and is a predicted model, not a curated record.